AUGUCCACGACCCCCCUUCACGCCAUGGUUUCGCUCAACAACACAGGAUGGCAUGCAGUGGCAUCAUGGACAUGGGGCGCGCAGGAUGACUCGUGCGGCAUUUGCCGCAUGGCCUUUGAUGGCUGCUGCCCCGACUGCAAGAUGCCUGGCGACGAUUGCCCUCUCAUAUGGGGUAUGUGCUCUCAUGCCUUCCACCUGCACUGCAUUCUCAAGUGGGUCAACUCGCAGUCUCCCCGCCCGCUGUGCCCCAUGUGCCGGCGCGAGUGGCGUUUCAGAGCUUAA
This is a messenger RNA of Closterium sp. Yama58-4, 282 nucleotides long. NCBI's taxonomy places the organism in Eukaryota, Viridiplantae, Streptophyta, Zygnematophyceae, Desmidiales, Closteriaceae. The record is from the annotation of a GenBank genome assembly.